Mycetomoellerius zeteki is the source of this 967-nucleotide messenger RNA. RefSeq names its product DUF1676 domain-containing protein Osi14 (gene Osi14). The record is from RefSeq and is a predicted model, not a curated record. The transcript has 3 exons. The coding region runs from base 90 to 857 and encodes 255 amino acids. NCBI's taxonomy places the organism in Eukaryota, Metazoa, Arthropoda, Insecta, Hymenoptera, Formicidae. Gene Ontology annotation, cellular component: membrane.
UUUCCGGGGAGCAGUUUGUUCCGUCUCCGACCACUGUAUCUCUGUAUUCCUUUCCGCGACGACGUGACGAGUGAUUAGACGACGAGAAGAUGAACAAAUUUCUGACGCUAAUACUUCUUGCUGCAUAUACUGCAGCAGGACCUACAGACGUACAGCCAUCUCAGAAUCUGAAUUGUGUGGAGCACGACAAUGCGUUCUUCAGCUGUAUGUUCGUGAAGACUAUCAGUGCUCUUAACAGAGCGACUCGAUCGAGCAACAUCGAAAUCAUCGAUGGUGUGACUUUCGUACGAGAUACCCCGAUGGAGCGCCUUAGCAGGAAUUUAGAAAUGAACGAAAAGGAAAUCAUGAAUGAACUACCACGCGAGAUCACCGAUAGAAUGAUAAAACUUUCCAUUAUGCUGUACGAUUCCGUUGUCUCUUUUAUGAAGAGCCAUAGUUUGAAAUUGGACAUGCCCGAAGGUUCAGUUUCUCGCGCCCUGACUGAAGGACGUGCCAAGAUCAAGAAACUAGUUCUGCCAUUGAUUGCUGCAGCAGGUCUCAAGGUCUUCGCACUUGCACCACUCUUGCUUUUUGGCUUAGGUCUGUUAACUGUGAAAGCUUUAAUCUUCGGUAAACUCGCCUUACUUGCUGCCGGCUACAUGAUAUUCCAGAAGCUUUUUAGUGGUAGCAAUGUGGGUGGUUUCUUUAAUAAAAAUCAAGUGCCUAUUUUGUAUGACCACGGCUCCUCUGGAGGUUGGGCCGUUGGAAGUGGGUCCCAGCAACAAGGAUACUAUAGAAACUUCGAUGCUAACGCCCAAAAUUUGGCGUAUUCUGCUCAUGCACCGACUGACAUACCGAUUGAACUUCAAAAAUAUUGAGACAUUUUUAUUAUAUCUGCCAUGGAGAAACUUAAAAGCCAUAUCCCACGGAGCCAAAAAACCUCCUCGAGGCCAUUGGACCCACCUACAAUUAGAUUAUAAUAUUUAUA